GGCGUGCCAGGUGUAUGAACAAUUAGGAUAGAGGAUGCUGUUCGUUUCUCUUUUUUUCCCCUUCUACAGGAGUUGCCGAUCCAAAGGCAUGGCUCAGGAGUGAUCCUGUGCCACCUGUACCAUCAAGAUCAAGAUCAAGGCAUAUUGGCUUUAAGCUCCAUGGUGGCACGCACUGUGUUGGUGACGGGCAGCAGUCGAGGCCUGGGCCUGGAGAUGGUGAGGCAACUGGCUCAACACAUCACACCUCCAGAUGUCAUUAUUGCCACCUGUAGGAAUCCUGAAGCUGCUCAGGAGCUUCAGCAACUCUCUAAGAGCCAUAGAGAAAUUAAUCUAUUGAAGCUUGAUGUAGUGGAUGAGGGAAGCUAUACUGCAUUGGUUAAGUGGGUGAGAGAGAUAGUGGGUAACCAUGGUCUCAACCUGCUCAUCAACAAUGCUGGUAUAGCUCCAAAGUCUACACGCAUUACUCAAGUGAAGUGGCAGCAGAUGGUGGACACCUUUCUUGUGAACUCUGUAGCACCAGUUAUGCUUUCUAAGGCACUUUUACCAAUCCUGAAGAUUGCAGCCACACAGGCAGAAGGUAGUGGGCUGUCUGUAAAGCGAGCAGCCAUCAUCAACAUCUCCUCAGUGCUUGGCUCCAUAGAGAAGAAUGACAAAGGGGGUAUCUAUCCUUAUAGAGCCAGCAAGGCUGCAUUGAAUGCCAUCACCAAAUCGUUAAGCACUGAUCUCAGGAACUCAAACAUCUUGGUGAGCAGCAUAUGUCCUGGAUGGGCACAAACAGAUAUGGGUGGCAAGAAUGCUUCUCUUACUCCAGAGCAAAGCAUAUCUAAUGUUCUGCAUCUUCUUAACACCAUGAAUGACACCCACCAUGGGCAAUUUUAUCAACAUGAUGGUGUCAAACUGCCUUGGUGAUAAUAUCACCAUUACCAUCAUCAUUAUUAAUUUAGUUUUCUUGGCAAGUUUCAGUUAAAUAGCAAGUGUUAAUUGCCAUUAACUAGAAUGUAUUACUUGUAUAAAGAACAGUGUAUUGCAUGUCAUCUUAACACAUCUUAAUUUUAACAAUGCAAAUAACAUCAGAAUGUCAAUUCUAGAAGUGCCAACCAACCAAUGUAUUGUGUACACCAUUGGUUGACAGUCAUUUAAAGCAUGAUGUCUAUUAAAAUACAUGAACUUAAGAAGAAUCAUUAUUACCUUACCAAGCAAUUAGACUAAGUGAAUUUCAGCCAUGUUUUUUAAUAUUUUAAUCAUGUAAUCCAGGGAAACAAUUAGCAGUAAUGAAAACAGAAGUCACUUUUAGUGUAGCAAUGGUAUCUCAUAAUACUGAAAUAAAUAUAUAUAAUAGAAA
This is a messenger RNA of Scylla paramamosain (green mud crab), 1342 nucleotides long. It is a transcript of the gene sni, whose product is annotated as C-signal-like. The record is from RefSeq and is a predicted model, not a curated record. NCBI's taxonomy places the organism in Eukaryota, Metazoa, Arthropoda, Malacostraca, Decapoda, Portunidae. Gene Ontology annotation, molecular function: carbonyl reductase (NADPH) activity. The coding region runs from base 160 to 909 and encodes 249 amino acids. The transcript is spliced from 6 exons. Gene Ontology annotation, cellular component: cytoplasm.